AUGUCCGCCACCAUCGAGGAUCUCUCUGACCACUCUGAGCACGAGCAUGAUCACGAGGACCACGACGAGGACCCCACAUCUCAGGCUGCCCUCGACAAGAUCCAGUCGCGCUCUGAGCGCAAGGCGAGGAAAGCUCUGCUCGGUCUGGGCUUGAAGAAGGUCCAUGGCAUCACUCGUGUCACCCUCCGGAGGCCAAAGAAUGUCCUGUUCGUGAUCGCGUCGCCGGACGUGUACAAGUCGCCCAACAGCGACUGCUACAUCGUCUUUGGCGAGGCCAAGAUUGAGGACAUGAACUCGCAAGCACAACUCUCGGCGGCGCAACAACUCGCCACCGGUGCCCCUACGGGAGUCCCCAGCCUCGAGACAUCUGGCGCAGGUGGCGAUCAGGAAGAUGACGAUGACAUCCCUGAGCUUGAAGCCGUCGAGGAGGGGCCUGUCGAUGAGACUGGCGUUGAUCCGAAAGACAUUGAGCUUGUCAUCCAGCAGGUCGGAUGUUCGCGCGCGAAGGCGGUGCGUGUACUGAAAGAGAGCGGAGGUGAUCUGAUCAAUGCCAUUAUGGCUGCGAGCGAGUAG
Molecule: messenger RNA, 573 nt
Organism: Fibroporia radiculosa
Lineage: Eukaryota; Fungi; Basidiomycota; Agaricomycetes; Polyporales; Fibroporiaceae
Exons: 4
Coding region: 1-573 (190 amino acids)
Biological process (GO): protein targeting to membrane
Cellular component (GO): cytoplasm; nascent polypeptide-associated complex
Source: RefSeq, a predicted model, not a curated record